Solanum dulcamara is the source of this 3461-nucleotide messenger RNA. RefSeq names its product phototropin-1-like. Gene Ontology annotation, molecular function: protein serine/threonine kinase activity; ATP binding. The record is from RefSeq and is a predicted model, not a curated record. Gene Ontology annotation, biological process: protein phosphorylation. The transcript has 24 exons. Bases 122 to 3178 code for a protein of 1018 amino acids. Lineage: Eukaryota; Viridiplantae; Streptophyta; Magnoliopsida; Solanales; Solanaceae. Gene Ontology annotation, cellular component: plasma membrane; cytoplasm; nucleus.
UAUCCUCACGUAAAAGAAAAAAUAUAUGCUGUGUGUAAAUGGCGAUAAAACUGUGUGAGAGCGCACACGCAUAUAUAGUGUUUUGAUACAGACAUGAGAACUGUUUUUGUACGCAGAAAUAAUGGAAGAAGAAAACAAGCAAUCUCCUCUUAUACCACCAUUGCCCAGAGAUCCAAGAGGUUCACUAGAAGUUUUCAAUCCUUCAACUUACUCUUCCCAAUCAACAAAUCCAGUUUUCCGAUCACAACCUUCAUGGAAAAAUUGGACCGCCGCCGAGCACAUUACUAGUACCAUCCAUGAAACAGAGGAAAAACCAGAGCAAAUCGCAAUUCCUAAAUUGAGUAACGAAAAUGAAGAAAUCGCGACUUCAUGGAUGGCAAUUUCUCCGGCGUCAGCGAAAUUGACUUCUCCGAGUAGUCAGAAAUCAAUUACCGGCGGAGAGAAGGUUUCUUCUUCGACAGCGAAAGCGGCGGAUGAAGUUGGUGCUGCUGCUCAGAGAGCCGCGGAGUGGGGACUGGUGUUGAAAACUGAUGAUGAGACUGGGAAAUUGCAAGGUGUUAAAGUUAGAAAUUCCGGAGAUGAUCUGAAUCGUAAAACAGAGACUUCCAGAAGAGAUUCCGGCAACUCUUGUCGGAGUUCCGGCGAUUUUUCUGAUGAUGGAGCUGUAAAUACAGGUAAAGAGAGGGGAAUUCCAAGGGUUUCAGAGGAUUUAAGAGAUGCCUUAUCAACAUUUCAACAGACAUUUGUGGUAUCGGAUGCAACCAAACCCGAUUACCCGAUUCUGUAUGCAAGUGCCGGAUUUUUCAAGAUGACGGGUUAUACAUCAAAGGAGGUUAUUGGCAGGAACUGUCGGUUCAUGCAGGGUUCGGAUACGGAUCCUGAGGAUGUGGCGAAGAUCCGAGAAGCAUUGCAAUCGGGUUCGACUUAUUGUGGAAGAUUAUUGAAUUACAAGAAGGAUGGGACCCCCUUUUGGAAUCUCCUCACCAUUGCACCUAUCAAAGAUGAUGCUGGCAAAGUUCUCAAAUUCAUUGGAAUGCAAGUGGAGGUAAGCAAACAUACAGAAGGCUCCAAGGAAAAGACGGUCCGACCCAACGGCCUUCCCGAAUCAUUGAUACGCUAUGAUGUACGUCAGAAGGAGAUGGCUAGUAAUUCAGUGAACGAGUUAUUGGAAGAAAUAAAAAGGCCAAGUAGGGCAAGAGCACUUAGUGAAUCGACAAAUAAUCGACCAACUUUCAUGAGAACGUCAGAAGGAGAUCAAGUCGAACCAGACAGAAAGGAUAAACUAAAUUUAGUGAACAAAGCACCAGCAAGAAGACAUUCCCAUGCUGGUACUAGAACCACCACCAUGAAGAUGGAGAAAAUUAAUGAAGUCCCUGAAAAGAAAUCUAAAAAAUCUGCUCGUCUAUCUUUCAUGGGGAUUAUGAAGAAAAAUCGUUCUAGUACUACCAUGGCUACUGAUGAUGAUGAUUUUGAGGCAAGGAUGACUAUGGAUAACGACGACGAUGACGAUGAGAGCGACAACGAUGGACGACCAGUUAGUGUUGAUGACAAAGUGAGGAAGAAGGAAAUGAGGAAAGGUAUUGAUUUAGCAACGACUCUAGAACGUAUCGAAAAGAACUUUGUCAUUACUGAUCCAAGGCUGCCUGAUAAUCCUAUUAUAUUUGCAUCGGAUAGUUUCUUGGAGCUGACCGAGUACAGCCGUGAAGAAAUCUUGGGAAGAAACUGCAGGUUUCUACAAGGUCCUGAAACUGAUCCAGCUACUGUGAGGAAAAUCAGACAGGCAAUUGAUAAUCAAACUGAUGUCACUGUCCAGCUCAUUAACUACACUAAGACUGGCAAAAAGUUCUGGAACUUGUUCCACCUGCAGCCUAUGCGUGAUCAGAAGGGAGAGGUACAGUACUUCAUUGGAGUUCAACUAGAUGGAAGUCAGCAUGUAGAGCCACUUCAGAACAGUAUCCCCGAAGAAAAAGCAACAGAAAGCGCAAUACUGGUGAAAGAAACUGCUGGAAACGUUGAUGAAGCAGUUCGAGAGCUUCCAGAUGCCAAUUCGAAACCAGAGGAUUUGUGGAGAAAUCAUUCAAAAGUUGUUCAGCCAAAGCCUCACAGGAAGGGGAGCCCAUCUUGGAAAGCAAUACAAAAGAUCAUGGAGAGUGGAGAACCGAUAGGCUUGAAGCAUUUUAAGCCAAUUAAACCACUGGGAUCGGGCGAUACUGGCAGUGUGCAUUUGGUGGAGCUUUGCGGAACUGACCAGCAUUUUGCUAUGAAGGCAAUGGAUAAGAGUAUAAUGCUUAACCGAAACAAGGUGCAUAGAGCUUGUGCAGAACGAGAAAUCCUAGAUAUGUUGGACCACCCUUUUCUUCCUGCACUUUAUGCAUCUUUUCAGACCAAAACCCAUAUCUGUCUAAUAACUGAUUACUACCCUGGUGGAGAGCUGUUCAUGCUUCUAGAUAGACAACAAACAAAGGUGUUGAAGGAAGAUGCUGCAAGGUUCUAUGCCGCUGAAGUAGUGGUAGCCUUGGAGUACCUUCACUGUCAAGGUAUAAUUUAUAGGGAUUUGAAGCCGGAAAACGUCUUGCUACAGAGUGGUGGACAUGUAUCUUUGACGGAUUUUGAUCUUUCCUGUUUGACAUCUUGCAAGCCACAGCUUUUAGUUCCAGAAGUCAACGAAAAGAAGAAGCAUCAAAAAGGCCAACAGAAUCCGAUCUUCAUGGCUGAACCUAUGCGUGCAUCAAAUUCUUUUGUCGGAACUGAAGAAUACAUAGCUCCGGAGAUCAUAACUGGAGCAGGGCACACUAGUGCAGUGGAUUGGUGGGCUCUUGGCAUUCUUUUGUAUGAAAUGUUGUGUGGUUAUACACCAUUCAGGGGAAAGACUAGGCAAAAGACAUUCUCAAAUAUACUACAUAAGGAUUUAAAAUUCCCAGGAAGCAUACAGGCUAGUCUCCACGCGAAGCAGUUAAUGUAUAGAUUGUUGCACAGAGAUCCCAAAAACAGGUUAGGAUCUCGCGAAGGAGCAAACGAAAUCAAGCAGCAUCCGUUCUUCCGGGGUGUGAAUUGGGCAUUAAUUCGUUGCAUGAACCCUCCCAAACUAGAUGAUGCUCCUUUUUUGGGAACUGAAGCUGAGAAAGAAGGAAAAGCCAUCAACCCUGAGAUGGAGGAUUUACAAACAAAUGUUUUCUAAGAGAAAUGAGAAUAUUUAUAAUCCAAUCAAAUCAAGUGCAUGAGUGGAGAAAAGUGGUCUUCAGACCCUCCCUGCUACAGUUAAUUACUUUGUUCGUUUUGUAAAGAAAAUGAUGGUUUUUCAUUUGUUUUUUUUCGUUUGAUGGUUUGUGUUUUUCUUUUUAUGCAUAGUUUGGUUGUUUUGUAAUUCUUAGUUCAUGAAUUCCUCAGUAGAUGUUGAGAUAAAUUAAUUUGUUAAAGCUAAUUUUCUUUAUUUAACUCAUUAUUUAUUGCAUUCACUGUCA